Molecule: messenger RNA, 1650 nt
Organism: Daldinia childiae
Lineage: Eukaryota; Fungi; Ascomycota; Sordariomycetes; Xylariales; Hypoxylaceae
Exons: 1
Coding region: 1-1650 (549 amino acids)
Source: RefSeq, a predicted model, not a curated record
AUGAUCUCACAAUCCGAGCCUCUCACCCUCCGCGGCCCCUCUUCCGUUGUCUCGGCACGUACCGCCUCCCGCCCCCAUGUGUCUUCUCGGAGUAAGCGGUAUAACCGCUCGCACACGGGCGGGACCUCCUAUAUCCCACAAAACGAAUUCCCUGUGUUUAGUCAUUCGGGCGAUGUCGAGAUCCUUAUAAAAGCCGGCGGGAAGGAGAACAGGUAUCUCCUACACAAACAUACCUUAACAAGAUGUUCAGGAUUCUUCGAAGCGAGCACGAGUCAGGAAUGGUCUAAAGCAAGUUUCAUACCGCCGGCAGACACUUCAUCAAGAGAGCUCACGAGGAUUGGGGAAGAUAGCGCCAGCAGUAGUGGAAACGAGGCCGCGCGAUCACGUGUAAAUUCGCCUAUGCCACGAAAACGAUGGCGAUAUGAAUUGGACCCCGGGAGUGAUGGGGAUGAUAUACCGAUGUUGGUGCAAAAGGAGGCUAAUACCCUUAAUACUACCGGUUCCGCACAGUCAAGCUCCCUUUUUGGAGGCGGUGGCGCAACCUCGAAUACUCCCACCACGCGCAAAGUGAGCCAUUCGCACACACAUUCCACGAAUUCCUUCUUUCGUUCGGUUGCAAACCUAUCCCUAGUACCAACAAAGGUAGACCAGGAUGCGCCUCUCUCGCAGGCCGACGCCGACCUACUUCGAGAUUACGAUAAUCUCUUUCGCAUUUUCUAUAACUAUCCCCCGCUACUAGACGGCAUAAAUAUUGCCGACGCAUAUGUACAGUGUAAAUCGCUUCUUACCUUGGCGGAUCAGUAUGAUGCGUUAGCUGUUGUAGGACCACGAGUUGAUCAUCACUUAUUACAAUUUCAAAGUAGGCUAUGGAAACAGAUCGCCAAGUAUCCUGUUAGCUAUUUACGCCUGGGGUAUUUGAGCCGAAGUAAGGUUAUCUUCCAAGAAGCCUUGAUACAUGUUGUCGGACAAUGGCCAGCUGGGGAACGAAGUAUUAGGCAGUCAUUCCCGGAUAUUGUUCUCGAUAUUAUCGAAGACAAAGUUGACGAGUUGGAAGAGACAGUAUCGAGGAUUGAGGGUCGCCUCUUUCGCCUCAAUCUUACCAAUUCGCGUGGCGAGCGCAUCACGCCUGGCACAUCGUAUCUCGACUGGCUUGCUGUGUCUUUCUUUCGUCAGUGGCUCGCGGAUAACACGUCACCGGCUCCGCUGGCUCCUCCAAGUACUCGAGGACAUUCUUCCCGUGAUGGAGGGCCGUCGUCCCGCGCCACAGCCGUGAUUGCUUCGGCACCGAUGGCGCCGAAUCUCGCAAGUUUAGGCCGUACUUAUCGUACUCUAGGCUCUAUGGCGGGUGCCAGCUAUCUAGGCCAUGACGAGUGCAAACGCUUUCUUAAAUUAACGCCCGAGUUGUACUCACGUGACAACCUCCGGCGGUUCGAGAAGCGUAUUGACGAACUUAAGAGCGCCGCCCGUGAGAUCGUACGCCCACUCAUGGGUAGCGGGUUGGAGCUAGAGCUAGAACGAGGUGCUGUUACACCAAGCAGUGCUGGCGUCAGUGGUAGCUCUAACGUACCCAUAGCCACGAGUAGCAUGACGAGUUAUCUAACGUGCGUACGGGUGAUGGAGAGAGAUCUACCGUGGGCUGUUGAGGACUGA